Molecule: messenger RNA, 1559 nt
Organism: Sciurus carolinensis (gray squirrel)
Lineage: Eukaryota; Metazoa; Chordata; Mammalia; Rodentia; Sciuridae
Gene: F10
Product: coagulation factor X
Exons: 8
Coding region: 85-1536 (483 amino acids)
Biological process (GO): proteolysis; blood coagulation
Cellular component (GO): extracellular region
Molecular function (GO): serine-type endopeptidase activity; calcium ion binding
Source: RefSeq, a predicted model, not a curated record
CAAUAGCCACCAGGGCCCAGGCUGAGUGAACCUUGCCCCGGCACCCAUCACGGCGGGGACGAAGUCGCUGUCCUCGGCCACACCAUGGGUGGCCUUCUGCGCUUCUGCCUGCUCAGCGCUGUCCUGGUCAGCCUCCUGGUGCCUGGGAGAAGUGUGUUCAUUGACCAGGAACGUGCCAACAGCGUCCUGGUAAGGACCCGGAGGGCAAAUUCACUCUUUGAAGAGAUGAAGAAAGGAAACCUCGAAAGAGAGUGUAUGGAAGAGACUUGCUCUUAUGAAGAGGCUCGAGAAGUCUUCGAGGACAACGACAAGACAAAUGAAUUCUGGAACAAAUACAAAGAUGGUGACCAGUGUGAAAGCGAUCCUUGCCAGAAUCAGGGCAAGUGCAGAGAUGGCCUCGGCGAGUACUCCUGCACCUGCCUGGAUGGAUUCGAAGGCAAGAACUGUGAAUUCUUUGCACGGAAGCUCUGCAGCCUGGACAAUGGGGACUGUGACCAGUUCUGCCAGGAAAAGCAGAACUCCGUGGUGUGCUCCUGCGCCAGCGGGUACACCCUCGGCGACGAUGGCAAGUCCUGCGUCUCCACAGAUCUCUUCCCUUGUGGGAAACUCACUCAGGGACGAAGGAAGAGGUCGGCGGGCCCAGCCACCAGUAGCGGUGAGGUUGUGCCCAGGACCACCACACUGCAGUGGGGUGGCCUGGACAGCCUGCAUCCCACCCAGGACCCCUUUGACCUGUUCCACCCCAACCAGACGGACGUCGAGAAGGAGAGCAACGACCAUGGCCGGAUUGUGGGCGGCCGGGACUGUAAAGAAGGGGAGUGUCCCUGGCAGGCUCUCCUCAUCGACGAGGAGGACGAGGGGUUCUGUGGGGGCACCAUCCUGAGCCCGUUCCACGUCCUCACCGCAGCCCACUGUCUGCACCAAGCCAAGAGGUUCAAGGUGAGGGUAGGGGACCGGAACACAGAGCAGGAGGAGGGCAACGAGAUGGCCCACGAGGUGGAGCUGGUCAUCAAGCACAACAGGUUCGUGCGGGAGACCUACGACUUCGACAUCGCGGUCCUCCGGCUGAAGACGCCCAUCGCCUUCCGCAUGAACGUGGCUCCUGCCUGCCUGCCCCAGAAGGACUGGGCGGAGGCCAUGCUGAUGACGCAGAAGACAGGCAUCGUGAGCGGCUUCGGGCGCACCCACGAGAAGGGCCGGCCAUCCAGCACGCUGAAGAUGCUGGAGGUGCCCUACGUGGACCGCAACACCUGCAAGCUGUCCAGCAGCUUCACCAUCACCCAGAACAUGUUCUGCGCUGGCUACGACGCCAACCCGGAGGAUGCCUGCCAGGGGGACAGUGGCGGCCCCCACGUCACCCGGUUCAAGGACACCUACUUCGUGACGGGCAUCGUCAGCUGGGGAGAAGGGUGUGCAAGGAAAGGGAAGUACGGGGUCUACACCAAGGUCACUGCCUUCCUCAAGUGGAUCGAGAAGUCCAUGCGGGCCAAGGGGCCUGCGGCAGACACCCCAGCCUCGGCCUCUCCUCCCCAUUAAAGCCGUGGGCUUUGGAGACUGGC